AUGAACUACCAUCGAUACGGCGAAAAGUAUGGAUUUCACGUUGACCAGCUUGAAUGUAAUUUUGGGAUCCCGGAUGAUACUCUACACCCUGAUCAAUGGAUGUGUUUCAAGUUGAGCGCAACGAUUGUCGAUGAUGAGUUGUUGGUGAUGCUAGAUUAUUCGAGUCUAUUUUACCUUGACCAGCCGGACUCAUUAAAAGCUGCCGAGGAAAAGAUUCGAGGCCCACACCAUUCACUUUGCGCCUCGCAUGGCUUUCAGCACCUCCGAAAUUGGACCGAAGAAUAUUUUGUUAAAGCAUACCGGUGCCGAAAAUGUUCUAACGAAGUACGUGAUACUGUGGAUUUCAAUUACGGUCCAGGGCAAGGCGAGACAAGAAGAACCAUGUGGUGUAAUCUGGGACGCUGUGCUGAUUCAAAUGAUCGAAAGUGGUGUAUGGCAACUCUGGCAAAGUCCUCAAGAUGUCGAUAUGGUGCGUCAUCAUUGCGGAAGUCAAUAUAUGCGGACUUCUUUGACGAUCGAUCACCUCGAAAAACGGCUCUCAAACUACCUGGGAAGAUACAUGAACAUUUUCGUUCAAGACGGCGAUUUCCCCCUUUUCCAUGUAGCUCGUUUUAA
Molecule: messenger RNA, 615 nt
Organism: Ophidiomyces ophidiicola
Lineage: Eukaryota; Fungi; Ascomycota; Eurotiomycetes; Onygenales; Onygenaceae
Exons: 1
Coding region: 1-615 (204 amino acids)
Source: RefSeq, a predicted model, not a curated record